Messenger RNA from Bipolaris maydis ATCC 48331, 251 nucleotides. RefSeq lists its product as uncharacterized. Lineage: Eukaryota; Fungi; Ascomycota; Dothideomycetes; Pleosporales; Pleosporaceae. The record is from RefSeq and is a predicted model, not a curated record.
AAAUGAUGAUAACAAAAACCUUUUCUUUGACAAACUUUGUCAUUGGAUCGUCUGCGCUCUGUUUCCAGAUCUUCGUUCUCUACCCAUGGCACGAGAAGCUUGAAGAGGAGUUUGUCCAGCUGAAGAAGGAGCAUGCGACGUUGUUGGAGGAAAUGCAUCAGAAUCACAGGAGUGAGUUGAGGGGCAUACGGGAACAGCUGGAGUUGGCAAAUGAGAGGAGGAAGACUGGUCGGUUCUGGUAAGCGGCUAUC